Molecule: messenger RNA, 1433 nt
Organism: Scaptodrosophila lebanonensis
Lineage: Eukaryota; Metazoa; Arthropoda; Insecta; Diptera; Drosophilidae
Product: deubiquitinase DESI2
Exons: 4
Coding region: 200-814 (204 amino acids)
Biological process (GO): protein deubiquitination
Molecular function (GO): deubiquitinase activity
Source: RefSeq, a predicted model, not a curated record
UCUCACGGCACCAAACCGAGCGUAUUUUCCUUGGGUCCAUAAACAAAAAUUGAGAGUUUUAAAUAAAGAACGUCGGGAAAAUAAAUUUAAAACCUGUGACACUUUCACUUAACUCAUCACUCUUCUUUGGAGUAUGGCGUAUUAGGAACCUUGCAAAGGUAUUAUUCUCUUCGCAAUCAACACACUUCGCAUUUAUUCAAUGUUCUCGAACGGACUGCCGUGCAACCUGUCAUUUCCGAGCUGCCUUAGUGUUCCAAAAGACAGUGGUAAUGAAGAGCUGUUGCCUUCCAACAUGGGGACAAGGGAACCUGUAAUAUUAAAUGUCUAUGAUAUGUAUUGGAUCAACGAAUAUACAACGUCGAUUGGGCUUGGUGUAUUUCAUUCUGGAGUAGAAGCUUUUGGCACAGAAUUCGCAUAUGGUGGACACCCUUUUCCUUUCACGGGCGUUUUUGAGAUAACGCCUCGCGAUCACGAUGAACUCGGAGAUCAAUUUCAAUUCCGUCAAAGUAUUCAAAUUGGCUGCACUGACUUUACCUAUGAGGAAGUGCGUCGCAUUGUGGAGGAGCUAGGAAACCAGUUUCGGGGAGAUCGCUAUCAUCUUAUGAACAAUAAUUGCAACCAUUUUUCCGGAUCCUUAACACAGAUACUUUGCGGCCAAGAAAUACCAAGCUGGGUAAAUCGCUUAGCACAUUUUAGCUCUUGUGUCCCAUUUUUACAAAGAUGCCUGCCAAAGGAAUGGCUGACGCCGAAUGCUUUGCAGCAGAGUAUAACUACAAUCCAAGAACGUGAAGACUCGGACACUAGUCCUCUUUGAGGCAUUACCUGAUUCACCAUAGGCCACAUACAAAUUCCCAAGAUAAAUAAGCAUUUUCAUGUCUUGAGAUAUCAAUAUUUAGUUACAGAUAGCAAAGCCGGGUUAGCUGCAUAAAUUUCCGUUAAACCAACAACCCCUAAGAAAUGCAACACUAUUAUUAUAGAUUACGAUUAGGCGACGCAAAAUGACUAAAUAAUUGGCUAUUGUAAUUUGUAAUAUUAUUAUUCAGAUGUAAGCUAUUGUUAAGAUAAGGAUAAGUUUGAGUAGUAGCUGGCAGAUCAUCUGCCGUGUCAUUUAUAGAAUUUUAAAUUAAGUACUGUACAUCGAGAAAUCAUUUUUAGGGAGUUGAUAAAAAUUUACUUAUGUAUUCUCCAAAAUGAUAAUAUCAUAGUUGCCCAUUUUUCUUGAACCAAACAGAAUUUUAUGAAUGACGUAAGCCAUCGUUUGUCAUAAUUACUUUAACAGUUUUACAAUUAAAUUUUGUUUUUAAAUUAAUAAGGCCGCAUUAGCGUCUCUAUCAAAACACCAAAACGAUCUGUUAUUACAAAAAUGUACUUGACAUUCUGAUAUUUACACAUAAAUGCUAUUAUUAAACAUUUUUAAAGAAAAUAUAUUUUAA